GUCUUGACGGGGUCAUCGCAUCGGUGAGCAGUGGGAAGGGUCCGUCCUACAUAUCCAAAACUCUCCACAUAAACGCACAAACAAUUCACUCAGCCUGAUAUUUUCUGUAGAAUGGCGUCUGUAUUUUCAGCACUCUUUCUAUUUCUCUGUGUCAUCACUCCAAUUGCAGUAGAAGCUCAACCCAAAAUAAUAAGCUUGGGCUCUUUGCUUUCCCCCGCUACUCAGCCUUCUUCAUGGUCAUCACCUUCUGGCCGAUUUGCAUUUGGAUUCUAUCCUUUAGGUGAUAAUCGCUUUGUCAUUGGAGUUUGGUUGGUGGGCAAACCAGCAAAUACACUUGUCUGGAUGGCGAAUAGAGAUGACCCACCGGUCUCGUCAAAUGCUACUUUGCGCCUAACCAUGAACGGUAGAGUAAUUCUCUCUCCUGGAACUGAGCCAGGUGAAGGAAAAAGCAUUACCUCUACAUCAGUCACCAGUUCCUAUGCAUCCAUGCUGGACUCCGGUAAUUUUGUGCUUUACAGUAUUUAUUCCGGGGUUUUGUGGGAGAGUUUCAGUCAUCCGACCAGCACCUUAUUAGGAGGUCAGUUUCUAUCCACGGGGAAUCAAUUGAUUUCCAGUGUAUCCGAAACAGAUUGCUCAUCUGGACGGUUUCGUCUCAAGCUGCAGAACCCAUACGCUGUUCUUUACCCCAUAAAUACCCCUGACUUAGUAUUUGUGGAAGGUUAUUGGAACGUCAUUGGACAUGGAUCCAACUUGUAUCUACAUCUAGAUAAUUCUACUGGUAUUCUAUCUAUCCGCAACGGCACCGAUCACGAGUUUUGGAGAUCGAAGCCCGACUUAAGCUCUCUUUCCGGUGUCAAUGAGACCACCAUUUUCCGCGCAACACUUGACAAUGAUGGAAUUUUCCGGGKGUAUGCUCAUGGACCCAACUCGGUGUCGACUGUGUGGGAGGCACUGAGCAUGGACAAACGGUGUGAAGUCAAAGGUAUUUGCGGUUUUAACAGCUACUGCAGGAUGAUGAACAAUAAAACCGAUUGCCUAUGUCUUCCUGGGUUCGAUUUUGUUGACCCCAACCAGAAGUCUCUGGGCUGCCAAAGGAGCUUCACUGGUCCUGUAUGCAAACAUGGAGAAGGGAACAUUACGACGUCGUAUAACGUUGCUUCUCUGCAAAAUAUAUCUUGGGGAUCAUCCCCUUACUUUUCUGCAUAUAUUACAGAGGAGGAAUGCCGCAAGUCCUGUUCAGAAGACUGCGUCUGUGGUGCUUCAGUGUUCAAAAAUGGGUGGUGCGAUAAACACCAGCUUCCUCUGAGAUACGCGAGAUUGAACAUAGGCAGCACUGAAUUGUCCACUGCUUUCUUUAAGAUUGGUACUACGAAGAGUCAAAUGGAAAACAGUACCCAGCGAAGCCCAGUAAAGCCAGUGAUUGUGACCGAGAACAAAAUCAGUUCAUUGGUCCUUGUUGCUUUGGGUUUCUUUGGGUGCAGCUCAUGUUUUGCUGUUGCCAUCUCUGUUUUCUUUGUUUAUAGCCACCAAGUUCUAAAGAAUAGAUUGAUGGCAGAAAUGGGGAGUCUGGGUCAGAGGGAUGAGUUUACGCUACGGUUGUUUUCAUACAAUGAGCUCCAGAAAGCAACAGAGGGGUUCAAGGAGGAAUUGGGUAGGGGAUCCUUUGGCGCAGUUUACAGGGGGACUCUUUCUAAAGGUAAGAAAGUGGUUGCUGUAAAGAGACUAGAGAAAGUAGUCGAAGAAGGAGAACGAGAAUUUCGGGCUGAGAUGAGAGCAAUAGGGAAAACCCAUCACCGAAACUUGCUUCGGUUGCUGGGUUACUGUGCGGAGGGUUCAAAUCGACUUCUGGUAUACGAGUAUAUGAGCAACGGAUCACUUGCUAACCUUCUCUUCAAGUCCGAGAAACGCCCCUGUUGGGAUGACAGACUGAGGAUUGCAUUGGAUGUAGCAAAAGGGAUUCUCUACCUCCAUGAAGAGUGCGAGGCCCCUAUCAUCCAUUGCGAUAUAAAGCCUCAGAACAUACUGAUGGAUGAUUUUUGGACUGCUAAGAUAUCCGAUUUUGGCCUAGCCAAGCUGCUGAUGCCGGAUCAGACUAGAACUUUUACCCAGGUCAGAGGGACCAGAGGGUACUUGGCUCCAGAAUGGCAAAGGAACACACCCAUAUCAGUGAAGACUGAUGUUUACAGCUAUGGAGUGGUGCUGUUGGAGAUUGUUUGCUGCAGAAGGAACAUGGAUGUUACUGCAUCUACACCAGACGAGAUUGUUCUUUCUACUUGGGUCUAUUAUUGCUUUGUGACCAGACAACUGAAAAUGCUUAUACGUGAUGAAGAUGUUGAUAUGAGGACGUUGGAGACGAUGGUUAAGGUGGGAUUGUGGUGUAUUCAAGAUGAACCGGUUCUUCGCCCUUCAAUGAAGGCUGUGGUUCUCAUGUUGGAAGGCAUCAUCGAAGUACCUGUUCCUCCAACUCCUAAUCCUUCGUUCGUGUCAUCUGAGGACCCGUUUGGGUCGCAGUAAUAGGAGUUUCCUAUGAGAUCAACCGAACUGCUGCAGCACGAGAAAGCCCGGCGGUAAGUAAGUACCAAAUGUUUGCAGGCCGUCGUUGAGCUGGCCGAUUAGACCGUUUAACGCCAGAGAGAACUGGUCAGACCGGCAAUUCUCCAAACAGUUGUACGGAUUUAAGUUUCAAAAUCACUAAAUGA
Nelumbo nucifera (sacred lotus) is the source of this 2699-nucleotide messenger RNA. RefSeq names its product G-type lectin S-receptor-like serine/threonine-protein kinase LECRK4. NCBI's taxonomy places the organism in Eukaryota, Viridiplantae, Streptophyta, Magnoliopsida, Proteales, Nelumbonaceae. Gene Ontology annotation, biological process: protein phosphorylation; recognition of pollen. Gene Ontology annotation, molecular function: protein serine/threonine kinase activity; ATP binding. The record is from RefSeq and is a predicted model, not a curated record.